AUGAAGCUUCCGCGCAAUAUAUCCUUGGCUGACCCGAACUUCAAUGUCUCCUCUGAAAUUGAUAUUCUGAUAGGUGCCGAACUAUUCUGGGAAUUGCUGUGUGUCGGGCAGAUAGGCGGUUCGACCGACCAUCCAUUGCUACGAAAGACCAGAUUAGGUUGGGUUUUGGCCGGUCGCUUCGGCGCAGUGAGCUCGCCCCCAUGGGUGCAUUCCAAUCACGCGAUAGUGACUAACCGGCAAUUGCAUGACCAAGUUGACCGUCUUUGGCAACUGGAUGAAAAUUUCGCGGCCUCAAGUACUUAUUCUCCCGAAGAAAGAUUUUGCGAAAAACAUUUUGUCGAUAACGUCUCGCAGAAUUCGCAAGGCCGAUACAUAGUAAAGCUUCCCAUCAAAGAACAUCUUCUUUCCAAAUUAGGUGACUCUCAAGAAAUUGCACUCAAGAGAUUGAGAUCUUUGGAAAAACGUUUCUCGCGCAACUCAUCACUAAAGUCUCAAUACAACCGCUUCAUGGAAGAGUACUUAGCCUUAGGGCACAUGCGGAGGGUAACCAUGCCUUCUGGCAAGGGCGCGCCAACAUUCUAUCUACCUCACCAUUGUGUGGUCAAGCCCACCGGGGGCUCCUAG
Messenger RNA from Trachymyrmex cornetzi, 624 nucleotides. RefSeq lists its product as uncharacterized. NCBI's taxonomy places the organism in Eukaryota, Metazoa, Arthropoda, Insecta, Hymenoptera, Formicidae. The coding region runs from base 1 to 624 and encodes 207 amino acids. The transcript has a single exon. The record is from RefSeq and is a predicted model, not a curated record.